GUUUAUUUCUUAGAGUUAUCAUUAGUACUGUAGUUGGAGUUGUCAUUGGUGCCAUAGUCGGAGCUGUCAUUGGUGCCGUGCUUACAUUGUCACUUUGGAUAUAUAUUUUGCCAAUUUUUUUAUUGUUG
Molecule: messenger RNA, 128 nt
Organism: Racocetra persica
Lineage: Eukaryota; Fungi; Glomeromycota; Glomeromycetes; Diversisporales; Gigasporaceae
Source: the annotation of a GenBank genome assembly